UAUAGAGCAAGAACGGUAUAAAAGGACAAAUUUUUUUGUGAACAAUUACAUUCAGUAACAUGAAGCUUAUCGUUACAUUAUUGGUCGUACUUAGUAUUGUGCAAGGAAGCCUUCAACAAUGCUGCCAAAGUUGUGGCGGCUGUGGUUGUGGUGGAAAUAGUGGAAGUGAUGCUGAGAUCAUGGUGCUACUUUACAGAAUCUUGGAUCAAUUAUCAUCUACCACUACUACCACUACUACCACAAUGGCAUAUCCUGAAACAACUACAACAACUGCAUGGGCUACUUCUGAUCCUCAAACUACAACAAUGGCAUAUGAAAGUACAACUGCCUGGCCUUAUUCGACUACAACUGCAACGGUUCCAGGGUAUCCAUCAACCACUUAUUCACCAACAUGGCCUACUACAACUGCAGGUCCUUAUUGGACUACAACUGCAUCGGGCCCAGGGUAUCCAUCAACCACUUAUUCACCAACAUGGCCUACUACAACUGCAAGUCCUUAUUGGACUACAACUGCAACGGUUCCAUGGUAUAAUCCUUCUUCCACUUAUUCACCAACUUGGCCUACUACAACAACUCCAGCAAGUGUACGUGAUCGUUACCAAACGAUGAUGCCAGGUCGAUAAUCAUAUUACUCGAGUGAAAAGGUUGUAGCAUAUGACACUAUGAAAAUAGUACUAGUUACACAAUGCCUCGCGCAUGGUAUGUCUAAUCAAUGUUUUAAACUCGAUCCAAUAAACAUUAUUUUAGAAA
This is a messenger RNA of Bradysia coprophila, 750 nucleotides long. Its product is annotated as integumentary mucin C.1-like. The record is from RefSeq and is a predicted model, not a curated record. Lineage: Eukaryota; Metazoa; Arthropoda; Insecta; Diptera; Sciaridae.